Abrus precatorius (Indian licorice) is the source of this 3448-nucleotide messenger RNA. Its product is annotated as cation/H(+) antiporter 20. The coding region runs from base 51 to 2612 and encodes 853 amino acids. The record is from RefSeq and is a predicted model, not a curated record. The transcript has 4 exons. Gene Ontology annotation, biological process: regulation of pH; proton transmembrane transport. Gene Ontology annotation, cellular component: endomembrane system; membrane. Gene Ontology annotation, molecular function: antiporter activity. Lineage: Eukaryota; Viridiplantae; Streptophyta; Magnoliopsida; Fabales; Fabaceae.
CAUAGCAAUAAACAAUCUUUUCUCUCUUCAUAUUCAUUCCAACUUCAACGAUGCCGUUGAACAUAACCUCCAUCAAAACCUCCUCUAACGGAAUAUGGCAAGGUGACAAUCCUUUGAACUUUGCCUUUCCACUCCUAAUAGUUCAAACCACCUUGGUUUUACUCGUCAGCCGCUCCCUCUCUUUCCUCCUCAAACCUCUCCGCCAACCCAAAGUCAUUGCCGAAAUUGUUGGAGGAAUUCUGCUAGGGCCAUCGGCAUUGGGAAAAAACAAAAGCUAUAUGAAUCGCAUAUUUCCUUCAUGGAGCACGCCAACGCUUGAAUCUGUUGCCAGCAUAGGUCUUCUUUUCUUCCUCUUUCUCGUGGGGUUGGAGCUCGAUCUCAACUCCAUUCGCCGGAGUGGUCGGAGAGCGUUCAGCAUCGCCGCCGUCGGAAUUUCUCUCCCCUUCGUCUGCGGCAUCGGCGUCGCCAUCGUCCUCCGCAAGACCGUCGACGGCGCCGACAAGGUCGGUUUCGCUCAGUUCCUCGUCUUCAUGGGGGUCGCACUUUCUAUCACCGCAUUCCCCGUGCUGGCUCGCAUCCUAGCGGAGCUCAAGCUCUUCACCACGCGCGUUGGAGAGACCGCCAUGGCCGCCGCCGCAUUCAACGACGUCGCUGCGUGGAUUUUACUCGCGCUCGCCGUGGCCAUAUCGGGGGACGGUAACGGCGGGAAUCACAAGAGCCCUCUGAUUUCCGUUUGGGUUCUGCUCUCGGGUCUGGGCUUCGUGGUAUUCAUGUUUGUUGUUAUCCGACCCGCGAUGAAACGGGUCGCACGGUGGUUUUCGAUGGAAAACGACGCCGUUGACGAGGCUUAUAUUUGUUUGAUAUUGGGAGGGGUUAUGGUGAGUGGGUUCGUAACGGACUUUAUUGGAAUCCAUUCGAUAUUCGGGGCGUUCGUUUUCGGGUUAACCGUUCCGAAGGAUGGGAACUUGGUAAAGAGGUUAAUAGAGAGAAUAGAGGAUUUUGUUUUGGGAUUGUUAUUACCACUUUACUUUGCUUCUAGUGGGUUAAAGACUGAUAUCACUACUAUUCGAGGCGCUGAAGCGUGGGGGCUUUUGUGUCUUGUCAUAUUCACUGCAUGUGCUGGGAAGAUUCUUGGGACCUUCAUUGUAGCAGUGUUUUGCAUGAUCCCCGCGAGGGAGUCGUUGACACUUGGCGUCCUCAUGAAUACCAAAGGCCUCGUCGAGCUUAUUGUACUCAACAUUGGAAAGGAGAAAAAGGUUUUGAACAACGAAAUGUUUGCAAUCUUGGUGCUAAUGGCUCUGGUGACCACCUUCAUCACAACUCCAAUAGUGAUGGCCAUCUAUAAACCGGCACGUGGCACCUCAGGGAAGAGUCGGCGCAGGCUAGGCAAUCUCUCCUUUAGGUCCAAAGAUGAAGCGUUGGACAAGUUCCGAGUCUUGGCCUGCAUCCAUGGCCCAAGCAAUAUCCCUUCCAUCAUUAAUUUCAUUGAAUCAAUUCGUAGCACCAAAAAGUCUUUCCUAAAGCUUUUCAUGAUGCACCUUGUUGAGCUAACGGAACGUUCAUCUUCCAUUAUCUUAGUUCAACGCGCUCGCAGAAACGGUUUCCCUUUCUUCAGCCGCUUCCACCGCGACGAGUGGCAUGACCGGCUCGCUGGAGCCUUUCAAGGCUACAGUCAAUUGGGCCAAGUCACAGUCCGGUCAACUACAGCUAUCUCUUCUCUCUCCACAAUGCAUGAGGAUAUAUGCCACGUGGCAGAGGAAAAGUGGGUGACCAUGAUCAUCUUACCCUUUCAUAAACAGUGGAGGGUGGACGUGGGUGAUGACAAUGUGAUUCAUCACGUGUUGGAGAAUGCAGGCCACGAAUGGAGAGGGGUGAACCAAAAGGUUCUUCAGAAUGCACCUUGCUCUGUCGCUAUUCUUGUGGACCGUGGAUAUGGGAAUUCGUCUCUGACUCCAAGCCCAAACACCACUGUGGCCCAACGCGUGUGCAUUGUCUUUUUUGGUGGCCCCGAUGAUCGUGAAGCUCUAGAACUAGGGAAGAAAAUGUCUCAGCACCCGACAGUGAGAAUGACCGUUCUAAGGUUUGUUGAAAUUGAGAAUGAUGGAUUCAAUGGAAAUAACCUUGUGUUAAACCUCUCACCCAAUGAUAGCUGCGAUGAAAGUUACAGCUUCUCCACUGCUACAUUCAACCGCCACAAAGAAAAGGAGUUGGAUGAGAAGGCAAUAGGAGAGUUUCGAAGCAUAUGGGAUGAGAGGGUAGAGUUUAUUGAGAGAGUUAGCGAUAACGUUGUGGAGGAUGUGUUAGAAAUAGGGAAAAGUGGGAAUUACGAUCUCAUAAUUGUUGGGAAGGGUCGAUUUCCGUCGAAUAUGGUGGCUGGAGUGGCAAGGAGGGAAGCGGAGCACGCGGAAUUAGGCCCUAUUGGAGACAUUCUAACCUCGUCGGAACACGAUGUGGUGUCAUCAGUGCUUGUUGUUCAACAACAUGACUUUGCUUUGGUAGAUGAAGCUCCCGUGUGCAAGGAGCAUCGUGAUGAGUACAAGCACCACGAAACUAAUGAUGAUUCAUCUCUUAGGGAGGAAGGGGUUUCGAUAGCCAAUGACAAUAUUGUGUAAUAGGGUAUUAUUUUGGAAACUAGGGUGAAAGGGCAAGUGGGCAACCCCUAAACAAUAACUUGUGCACACACUCCACCGAAGCGAAAUAUAUUCCAAAGAUAAUUAUUUUUGAAAUAAAUAAAGAUGUAAUCACUCCUAAAUUUAAUAAGUUCAAAUUGCAAAAUGUUUUAAAACAAAUGAAGUGUGAUUACAUCUUUAAUUAUUCACAUGAAGAACAACUUAUUUUGAAUUGACAUUUCUUUUCUCUACACUAACAUAACAAAGGUCUAUUAGCAUAUGAAAUCCAAACAGAAGCACUGACUAGGAAAAAAAAAUGUCCCUGGUCCUAAAUAUGCUGUUGCUAAUUGUUCACAUGCAGCUUUUGCCACCUAGAAGUCAACGAUAAUUCAUAUUCAACUAGAGUUGUAAGAGUACAUUUUUCUUUAAGAAAUCAAGUACGUAUUGGUUAGUUUCCAAAAUAAAGUGUAGCCUGAUUUUCUAUGAACCACAUUAAUUAAUGCAUCUCAUUUGCUCAAAACCGCUAUUCAUCGAUGUCUUGAUGGCUUAAAUUCAUCUUUCCAAAUUUUAAACCAAUAUUAUAGUUUUAUCAAUUCUCAGUGCCCAUUGUUUGUUAAAUUAUGUUGUUUAUUUUUUAAAAAGUAAAAGUAAUUUGUUCAUAUAAGAUAUUAAGAUGUGAUAUGAUGAAAAAAUCAAUUUUUUUUAUUUAGUAAAUAAAUAUAUACUGACAAAAGAAUUUGUGGGCACUGGGCACCUUACUAAUAUAUUAUUAUAUGUAUGUGCACAAAUGCAUUAUAAUGUAUUGUCAAGCUUUUGAUGUUUUCAAAUUAAUUGUUGGC